Gadus morhua (Atlantic cod) is the source of this 1657-nucleotide messenger RNA. RefSeq names its product ras-related protein Rab-11B. The record is from RefSeq and is a predicted model, not a curated record. Gene Ontology annotation, molecular function: GTPase activity; GTP binding. Lineage: Eukaryota; Metazoa; Chordata; Actinopteri; Gadiformes; Gadidae. The coding region runs from base 162 to 818 and encodes 218 amino acids. The transcript has 5 exons.
CCUCCGCUUCCUCAUCCUCCCAGGAAGCCACCCCACCUUGUGGACGCCGCUAGCAGCAUCCCGUGUUGUUAUCAACCAUUGUUUUUUGUCUGGACCUGAUUUUAAAUAUAUUCAGUUAAAGGUGUUGUGAGACUAAUUUAGAUAAAAUAUCAAUACUAGCCAUGGGGAACCGAGACGAUGAAUAUGAUUUCUUGUUCAAAGUUGUACUAAUCGGUGACUCAGGAGUAGGGAAGAGCAACCUGCUUUCCCGCUUCACGAGGAAUGAGUUCAACCUGGAGAGUAAGAGCACCAUCGGGGUGGAGUUCGCCACCCGCAGCCUCCAGGUGGACGGCAAGAUGAUCAAGGCUCAGAUCUGGGACACAGCUGGCCAGGAGCGCUACAGAGCAAUCACAUCAGCGUACUACCGGGGUGCGGUGGGGGCUCUCCUGGUGUACGACAUCGCCAAGCACCUGACCUACGAGAACGUGGAGCGCUGGCUGAAGGAGCUGAGGGACCACGCCGACAACAACAUCGUCAUCAUGCUGGUGGGCAACAAGAGCGACCUGCGCCACCUGCGGGCCGUGCCCACGGACGAGGCCCAUGCCUUCUCAGAAAAGAACACCAUCUCCUUUAUUGAGACAUCAGCACUGGACUCUACAAAUGUAGAAGAAGCAUUCAAAAACAUUUUGGCAGAGAUCUACCGCAUCGUGUCACAGAAGCAGAUGGCAGACAGGUUUGCACACGACGAGUCUCCAGGCAACAACGUGGUAGACAUCAGUGUCCCUCCCACCACCGACAGCCAGAAGGGCAAUAAACUCCCGUGCUGUCAAGGCCCGUGAACUCCAAACACACCUGUGUCUUUGUCCCACUUGAUCUUCUCUUACACGGCAAAACACUCUCUUCAUAUCAAAUCCCCCCCCCACCCAUUCACUUCUCCCCCAUACCACAGCUCACGGCCAAUGCCCCUGUUUCUGUUCAGUUUUACUUGGUUGUACAGUCCGUUUCUGUUAUAUGUAAAUUCACCUGUGCUCUUCUCUUUUGUUGUUGAAGAAAGAAACUGAGAAAAAGCCUUUAUUUCACUUUGUACGGCAAGUUUUUGUUUAAUUGAGACGAUGUGAAAGUUCCUGCAAUGUAGGAAAGGGGCAAUUGUGCAUGUUUUGAAUGAAGCUUAAUGAAAGUCAUGGAACCUUUUAAAGGUUGAUUUGUACUUCUGCGUUGAAUAGCCACCGGAGGUUUGUGGUAGGUCUAUUUGUCACGUGUGUAGCCAACAGGGGUCCGCUUCCUCUUUCCCCCUCCAUUUUGUAGCUGAGUGGAAAACAACAUGGAAAGGAUAAGUUAAUGUUACUUUGUUGUUGACACAACUACACAUUAUGAAGAUCAACACACUUAAAUAAACGCUACCAGUACCAGCAUAGACAGCCACCACUAAACCGUGCAGCUAUUCAAUGCAGUUUAAUAUAAUUCAGCCUUUACUGGCCCAUGCACUUUACUGUAUGCGUUGGUGCAUUUCAACAGUGACCUCUAGAUGGUGCUGCUGUGUAAAUAAAACACUGGCAAAUGAACGCCACCUGAUGUGGCAGUAUUGAAAGUAUGAUUUCUCACUGUAUUUAUUAAACUGUGUCUGGCUAAAGUUUUACUUUACGUAAAAAUGCAUACAAAUUUGCAAUAAAAUCCUUUA